Messenger RNA from Caenorhabditis briggsae, 1206 nucleotides. The transcript is spliced from 4 exons. The record is from RefSeq and is a predicted model, not a curated record. NCBI's taxonomy places the organism in Eukaryota, Metazoa, Nematoda, Chromadorea, Rhabditida, Rhabditidae. Bases 1 to 1206 code for a protein of 401 amino acids.
AUGUGGUUGCUUCUAUUCUUGGUUUCAUGGGGUUACGCAAGUGCUCCAGUCUGCCCGAAUGGCUUCACAUUGGUCAACAACAAGUGUUUGGCCUUCUUCAAAGAUCCUGUGGACCAUGCACACGCCGCCAAAAAUUGUAUGUCGCAUGGAGCAACUUUGAGCACACCGAAAAAUGCGAUUGAUAAUCGCGCUCUGGCGAACUUUGUCAAGGGAAACUCCUUCGUGUGGAUUGGAAUCUUUUGUGUGGAUAGUGAUCCGUCAAAGUGCUAUUGGGAUGAUUCCACCGGAGCCGUUGAGAGCUUCAAUAGUUUCUCACCAGGAUUCCCAGAAGUCGACAUUGGCCAAUGCGUCUAUUUGGUGACGGACGGAACACUAGCUGGAAAAUGGCUAAAUGGACAGUGCAGCGAUGAACCGAAGCAAUAUGUUUGUGAGCUUCCAACUACAGUAGUACCAGCAUCCAACUUUUGCAAAAACAACUACAAUGGCUUCUGUUACUAUUUCAAUGACCCUCUUCCAUUUGCCGAAGCUCAACAACUCUGCGAAAACGAAUGUGGAAAUCUGGUUUCAGUUCUUUCCGCUCAAGAAAAUCGCUACUUAAACACCGUGGUUGCACCCAAUCAAAAUUUCUUCAUUGGAGCCAAUUAUUCGGAGAGAAGCUGGAAAGAUGGAUCCAAGUGGGACUACAAUAAUGUUGAUUCUGACUACGUGUCAGAUAACGAGAACUGCUUGGCAAUUUCCAACGGACCAUCUAAUGACGUGGCAUCUGGAGCCUGGUACAGUGUGCCUUGUGCGGAUCCACGUGGAUUUGUGUGCAAACUGGAUGCCACUACUAAAUGCGAUAAUCCUCCUGUCACAGUCAGCCCAUCGAUUAAUAACCCAUCCGGAUGCAAUCAAGGUCUUCUGAUGUUUUCUGGAGUCAUUACAUCUCCACGCUACCCGGCAGUUUCCUAUGAUGGACCCCACUGCACGUAUUCUCUUGCUACAGCAUCUGGAAGCAGAAUUUUUCUCAAAUUCACGGAAUUUUCCAAUAGCGCAUGGGAUGUUAUUACUGUCUACGAUAGCGAUGGUAAAACUAGUCUCGGAGACUUUUCAGGAACUAGUGGCCCGUUUUCUGUUAAGUCUUCCGAAAAUACAAUGACUGUGAAGACCAAUGGAAACCGUUACAACACACGUGUAUUAUUCAAAGCGUCGUUUGCUUCUGUUUGA